This is a messenger RNA of Penicillium olsonii, 1737 nucleotides long. Lineage: Eukaryota; Fungi; Ascomycota; Eurotiomycetes; Eurotiales; Aspergillaceae. The record is from the annotation of a GenBank genome assembly.
AUGACCUCAGUAGAUCCAGCGACAAUCUGCACUGCAUUUCCCUUGUGUUUGAUAAGCAUUCUGUUUGGACAACACCAUUCUGGCAACCCCUGCAAACCUAUGGCAGACCGCCUCCACUCCCGCGAAGGGUCUGACACUUCUCUCAACGGAGCCUCCCCGCGAUCCAGCACCGAGUCCCGCUCUCCCUCCGCACGAAACACACUCCGCAUUUCCCACAUGUCGACCCCAAACCACCAGCACAGGCAGAGCUUGAGCGAGACUCUCCGUGGUCCACCUGGGUCCCCGCGGGCUCGCCGACAGCCAUCUCUCCCCCAGUCCGCUAUCCAGAGCCUGAUCGACAACCCCCCGCCACCCAAGAGCAUCGACCCUGCUUUCGUGGGUCGCGAUUGGAGACACAUUUCAAUUGGAGAGCUGGUUAGCCCGGAUGAAUUGAAAUUCGUGGAGCUUGAUACUGGUAUCGAAGAGGCGACUAAUAUCUUGAUCGAUUCCGGCGCGCCUGUCUUGUUGAUCCGCGAGUCAGUCAGUGACACCUCUGCAGUCUCUACAUUCGAUUACUCGGAUUUGAACUCUUACCUCCUGCUUGCCGCGGGUCUUACUUCGCCCGACGAGGAUCACCGGGCAUCCUACGAAGAGCUAGCAAAGAAAGCCCAAAAUGGAGUACCGAUUCCGCUAAGGGAUGUCAAGAAAUUUGGCAUGGAAAAAGAACCACUCAUCAAAUUGCCCGCUUCCGCCAAUGUCUUGUCUGCCGUGGAAAUCUUCGGCGGUGGUGUCCACCGGGUCGUGGUCGUCGAUGAGGCCAAUGACCAAAAGGUGGUGGGCAUUUUCAGCCAGUUCCGACUGGUGAAAUUCCUUUGGGAAAAUGGCCGCAGCUUCCCAAUCAUCGAGGAGCUUUAUCCACAGCCCGUCAGUGAUCUAAAGAUUGGGUCUACAAGUGUGAUUUACAUCAAUGGUGACUGUCCUCUAUCAGAAGGUCUCCAUGUCAUGAACAAUGAGGGUGUCUCAUCAAUUGUUGUUGUCGAUAACCACAUGAAUGUGCUUGGUAACAUAUCUACAGCCGAUGUCAAGCUCCUUACUCGAUCUUCCUCCCUGCCUCUUUUACAAAACACAUGUACACACUUCAUCUCCGUUAUUUUGUCCACUCGUGGCUUAAUGGAGGGCAAAGACUCGUUCCCUGUCUUCCACGUCAACCCAGGAUCGACACUGGCACACACAGUGGCUAAGAUCGUGGCCACUCGAUCUCACAGACUCUGGGUGACUGACCCAUUAUCCCCAUCUUCUUCUGGGCCACCAACCCCAUCCCACUCUGCAGUACACAUUCCUCUAUCUGGCAGUGUCAGUCAUCCACCUGCUGCACCGCACACUGGAAAUUCACCCCCUCCAUCACCUCUUCCGGUUCCGACUGCACAACCUCCUCACCACAUCCCUCCCCAUCUCGCAACUCCUGUGGCGCCCUAUACUGUCCCAGGUACAGGCUCACUAUCCUCGUCAGGCGUGCCUGUCCCGCCACCUCUUUCACAUUCCAUCCCCUCGGCAGCGCUCGAUGGUGCGCGAUUGUCAGGGCGUCUCGUGGGAGUGAUCAGCCUGACUGACAUUCUGAACCUACACGCCCGAGCGAGUGGUCUCAAUCCCACCGACCCCGCCGAAACCCGUAGCCGCCGCAGACGCAGUAGUUCGUCCAGCCAAAGUGUUCGCCGUAGCGGUGAUAUCGGCCGUGAGCUUUUCAGCCGUGGCAUGUAA